UAAUUAAAUUUUGACCGGAUUUUACACGUGAGGUCCUAAACCAUGAAAAAAAAAACAUAGGUCCCAAAACGUGAAAAGCUUAAAAACUUAGACUCCAUAUUUAUACUUAACUCGUGAAAAAGAGAGCCCACCACUCCCUAGUCGAGUUCCUCUUCAUCUCACUCUCUCUAAUAACAACAAAGAGAAGUAUAAAUUAACAACAUUUCUUUCUGGGUUCCUCCAUUAAAAUCAAACCCACAAUUCAAUUUCCUCUCUCAAUUUGAACAAUGGUGACACUUGUUGUAUCCACUACAAUUGAUCCGGCAUCAAUCGGCCCUGCUUCAGCUCUUUUGGCCAUGCCCGGGUGGUCUCCCGGCCCUUCUUUCGAGGGAUUAAGAAGUUAUGAAAAUGGAGAAGUUAGAAUGUUGCAGCAUGACAAUAGUAUAGUCAAAGAAGACAAUCUCGACGCUCGUUGGGAAGAAUUAACUCAUGAAUGCGUCGAUAAUGUCAUUUUUCUUAGUAAACAUACUGCUGUCACUAAACGCCCUGCUCUUACCAUUCACCCAAUUGGGGUGCCACAUUUGAAAGAAGGGGAUGUAACCCCACAAGGUGGGAAGCCGGGAUGGGCUGCACCUCCUGAUCCUAGAAUGGGACCUUGGAUUCGACAUUUAAGGAGUAUCGCUGAAUCUCGGAAUUUGAUUCCUGAAUUUGAAAUUACCAUGGAGGCUACUCAUCAUGGACCUGUGACAAGUAAGCCGACUAUGUUUCUUGAAAUUGGUAGCACUCUGGAGUACUGGCAGAGAGAGGAUGCUGCUGAAGUCAUGGCUAUAUUGGUCUGGGAAGGGCUUGGACUUGGAGGAGGUUCUCCUGUGGGUAUAUGGGACAGGAAUUCUGACAGAAAGAAAGUUAUUAUAGGGAUUGGAGGUGGUCAUUAUGUACCUCGUCACAUGGACAUAAUUAUGAAAGAAAAUGUUUGGGUGGGCCAUCUGCUCUCUGGAUAUUCCUUGCCAAUGGAUGACCCCGGCCAGUCAAAAGUAGAAGCUGCUAAAUGUAUUGGUGGUACCUGGAAAGAAGCUAUCAGAGCUGCAUAUGAGGCUACUGAAAUUGCUUUUCCUGGAGGAGAAAUUCUGGCUCAUCUUGAUCACAAGAGUUUCAAGGGAUGGCAGAAGAAGGCAAUCACCGCAUUUCUUGAGGAACAGAACAUACAGAUUGGCAAGCCAAAUGAUUUCAAACAAUAGGGCAGUCUGCCUCACAUUGACGUGGACUAGGCUUUUGUACUACAUAGCUACAAUCAAUACUGCAAUUCCUUUAGGGUUGAAGCAAUGUUAGAUUCUCAUUGAUUGUGAAUGAUGUUAUAAGGUAUGGUGUAAACGUUUCUCCAACAUUUCAUUUGUUGGGAAUGGAGGUUUACAACAUACCUUAUUAUAUAGCCAAUAUAGGGAAAAUAAAACCAAAUACGAGUACGUAAUAGAGUAGUUUUUCAAAUUAUGACAAGGCUAAGAACUGAAGCAAUGAUGAUCUUGGAAAGGAAAUAACGCAAUACAUUAUUCUAGCUUCUUCGGGUGUUU
Molecule: messenger RNA, 1547 nt
Organism: Chenopodium quinoa (quinoa)
Lineage: Eukaryota; Viridiplantae; Streptophyta; Magnoliopsida; Caryophyllales; Amaranthaceae
Product: D-aminoacyl-tRNA deacylase-like
Exons: 9
Coding region: 267-1217 (316 amino acids)
Biological process (GO): D-amino acid catabolic process
Molecular function (GO): D-aminoacyl-tRNA deacylase activity
Source: RefSeq, a predicted model, not a curated record